AGCAGCCGGUUCGGGAGAUUUGCAUGCUGUGAUUAAGGCAGUGAAGCAAUCGCGCUGUUGCCUCAUCGGUGAGAAUCCCCGAGGCCCGUGCGCUAUAAAUGCCACCCGAUCAAUGAGCACGGCCGGGCAGCAGCGAGAGGAGCCGGGCCGGGCUGGGCAGGGCCGCACCGCACAGAGGAGGAGACACCGAGCCGGGCAGUCACCAUGUGCUUCCUCACCCGUGGGCUGGCACUGCUGCUGGCCGUGCUGCUGUGGCGGGCGCUGCAUGGGGCACCAGUGACCGAGCUCUCAGGGGACCAGGACUUCCAGCUCUUCCUGCAGAGGAAUCUCGAGUUCACCCGCAAGAUCCGUGGGGACGUGGCUGCGCUGCAGCGCCUGGUGUGUGACACCCUCCAGCUGUGCAACGAGGACGAGCUGCUGCUGGUGCGGCAGGACCUGGACAUCGCCCAGGCGCCGCUGGAGCAGUGUCACAGGCGCACCUUCCAGGCAGAGACCUGCUUCAGCCAGAUCCGUGCCGGCCUCCGCGUCUACCACGGCUCUCUGGCCACCAUCCGGGCCCUGCUGCCCGGGCACGCCGGGCUGGUGGAGACCCUGCAGCUGGACAUGGCCAACCUGUCCUCCAACAUCCAGCAGCAGAUGGAGGACCUGGGCCUGGCCACGGUGACGUACCCCACAGAGAACCAGGAGCCCGUCCCCACCUUCUCCUCCCACUUCCACCACCAAGUCGGCGGCUUCUUCAUCCUGGCCAACUUCCAGCGGUUCCUGGAGACGGCGUACCGGGCACUGCGGCACCUCACCAGCCUCUGA
Molecule: messenger RNA, 807 nt
Organism: Motacilla alba alba
Lineage: Eukaryota; Metazoa; Chordata; Aves; Passeriformes; Motacillidae
Gene: CSF3
Product: colony stimulating factor 3
Exons: 5
Coding region: 205-807 (200 amino acids)
Biological process (GO): immune response; positive regulation of myeloid cell differentiation; positive regulation of cell population proliferation
Cellular component (GO): extracellular region
Molecular function (GO): growth factor activity; cytokine activity
Source: RefSeq, a predicted model, not a curated record